AUGAAUAUCGACUCUUUGCUACCAGCUACAGAACCGAUGGGGACGUCCCCAUCCCCCACGUCUGAAACCAAAACCUCCACUGCCACCACCCGCAAGCGGGACAAUUCCCCAGACAUGGCCCACUCAGGUUUGCCCAAGCGCCCACGAACGGAUCCGGGAACGUAUGAAGAGGAUGAUGUGCAUUCGGAGGCCCCCCAGGAUGAUGAGUUCGAGGGGUCACCUCCCUCGGCGAAGUAUUCGACCCCGACCCCGAUCACGCGCCCGACACGCUCUAUACGCCACAGAUCCGCUUCCAAUGCGUUGCCGGCAGCCGGGCUUGAUUGA
Molecule: messenger RNA, 324 nt
Organism: Eremomyces bilateralis CBS 781.70
Lineage: Eukaryota; Fungi; Ascomycota; Dothideomycetes; Eremomycetales; Eremomycetaceae
Exons: 2
Coding region: 1-324 (107 amino acids)
Source: RefSeq, a predicted model, not a curated record